UCCUGCACGCCUCCUCCACUCAGCUUUUAAAAGCAGCAGCUGCCAAACCCUUUAAACGCUGCUAAAGUCUGAUUUCCUCUUAGCAAGAGGCGCAGGACUGAGGCCAAGAGGAACCCUGAGCAGGAACCUUCCAGCGAAUGCAUUAAUGGUUUCUUACUGAGGUCUCUUUGCUUUGGUGCUCUGCAAAAAAAAAAAAAAGUUCUGCUUAGCCAGAGUCAGGUCUAAAGGUGUGUGCCAUCUGCAUGCGAUCUAGACAACAUUUAUAGCUGUAAAACAGGAUUGGAUGGUCUAUAUGCUCACUGACAGGUAAACUUAGCUACCCGUGCUUCUUACUUCUGGAUUUGUGGUUUGGAAUCGGAGCAUAGGAUGUGUAAAUUCUGUCAAAAAGUCCAAAUCCUAUCAGGCUAAGCUAAAGUCCUAGCUGAGAUCCAGAUGCCGUAGAAUACCCUGCUAUACCACCCCUGAACUGCUAGAUACAUAAACUGUGGGUUUAUCAAUAUUGACAUACAUGUUGUAACUCUGGAAUUUAGGCAGUGUUCUGGAACUAGGUCUCCGAGUCUAGCAAAACUAGAUACUGGUUACAGUUUUAGAUUGAAGGUAAGGUUCUGGAGCUAGAUGUUGGUUGGAGUUUUAGGCAAGGUUCUAAAAAAGUUACCAUUCUCAGCUCUGAACUGGAGUUAAGGUUCUAGGUCUAGAUAUCAGUUGUAGUUUUGGAUUGCUGGUACGGUUCUAGAGUCAGAUAUUUUCAGCUCUGAAUUGCAGUCAAGGUGAUCACUAUGCAGAGUGAGGGGUGUAGGAUGAGCGGUGGGGUGCAGGAGCCGGCAGGAGCUGGGAUGAUCACUUUGGAUGAUUUGGACAACAUGACGGACGAACCAGGCUCUGACUCGGCAUACAACAGCAAUGGGAGCGUGGAGGAAGAAGUGGAGCCAAUGGAAGAUGCUGAACAAGACAGGCUGCUUAAUUACUGGCAAACUGUGGCCAGGGGCCACCAGGUCGAGGUCCCAAAUGACAUGGCAGAACCUAUCCAACAGAUGACCAGAAAUAACCGUACUGAGGAACGCCAAAGCGUGCCCUUUCUGUUACUGAGUCGCAAGGAGAAGUGUGGAGAGAUUCUGUAUGAGAAAAGACAAUAUGGAAGAGCCAAGUGGGCAUGUGUUAAAAUGCAGGAAGAACAAUAUGAACAGAGCAUAUGCCUGGGAUUUAUGAAGCUGAUGAGAUACAUCUGUGAACAAAACUCUUCAGGUCUAUAUCUUGGGAUGACCAUUCCAAUUCUGACCAUCGUGCACACAGACGAAGCUCAAGCAGAACUCACACGAUCGGUCACUGUGGCGUACUACAUUCCAUCUCCUCUCCAGGAACAGCCACCUCAGCCUACAGACCAGGACAUUGUCAUUGAAGAAUGGCCUCCCACAAUAGUGUUUACUCGGCCCUUCAGUGGAGUGACCAACGAAGAGUCCAUUAUACAUGAGAUCCAACUGCUGGCUGAGCUCUUGGACAAUCCGGAGGAGUGUUUGCAGGACAUGUUUACCGUAGCUGGAUACACUAACCCAGCGGCUGCCAACAGACAGAAUGAGAUCUGGUUCCUACAAAGGCCGUGAUGGACGGAAAGAGGUUUGGAGAAGAGUCUGAAAUGGAUGCCCACCACUGAACAGUGAAAAACAAAAGAAAAAUUCCACAUUGCAGGUCAAUAAGUUGGUCACUUCCAACCUUAUGGAUUAGCGAUAACCGUCUGUCCUGCUUCAUGGGUCCUCUUAGACUUAAGGUUGACUUUACCCCGAAGGACAUUUUUAAAUGUUUCAGAGCCAGGUUCGUUAGCGGCUUUUACAGGAAAGGGAGGAAUAAGAUCUGUAUUAUGAAAACCCAGUAACUUAUGUUCCUGUGUAUGAGUAGGACAGAAAAUGUCAAAUGUCAGCAUUUUCAGAUUGCCCUACGGGACACUGAAAGUAGACAUGACAAUGCCAAAAUUGGUCCAAGACAGCAGAUAUAACACAUUUCUAUCUACACUAUAUUGGUUCAAUAUUAGCAAUUUCCUUGUUCUAAACUCCCCGUUUAGAGAAUAACUCCAUAACUGAAGCAUGGAGAGUAAAUGUCUUGGGCUCUGGGACACAUAGGGUUAAGACAGAUUUGUUCCUUCUUCGUGUCCAUUAGAAGUAAAAAGGAUUUAGCCAAGAUAUGAACUGCUAAGCUUCAAAUCCAAUACGAACAUCUUGGGAAAAGCAGCUUCCCCCAUGGGGCCCAUAUGGCAAUCCAAGCAUUAACCAUCUAUGUGCCAAAGGCUCAGACAUAAUGCCAUUUCUGUGCGUCUUGUAUUCUGCGAGGUUCAUUUAAAGGAUAGGAGUGUGUUAAUCAUGUCCUCCUUGCUGUCCAGUAUGAAGAUUUACUAAAAUAGAUCGUAGCUACCAUUGCGGAUUAACCCUUUCAUUUCAAUAGAGGGGAGAAAAACAAAAACAAAAAACCUUGAAAGAACAAUCACUUACAUAAGGCUUUAAAACCAACUUUUCACCCCUAUUAGUAUACAAUAUGUAAAGAAACGACCCAAAAAGGUUUUUCAUUAGAUACAUGAACUCUGCCUAAUGCUGGGUAGAAUUUUUCAUGUACUGCUCAACAUUUCAAAGUCAUGUUCUCUAGGAAACCACUAGAACUGGCAAGCCUAGUUUUAAAGCGCUAUUCGUAUUUGUGAUAAGAGGGCUGUUUAAAAAAAAAACAUAUCAAUUCUACAUACGGACAGACAAAAAAAGGCAGUGUUCUACCACGUGGAAUGUUGAAUAUACUGCAGGGAGAAAAUCAAGCUUAAUGAGGCGUCCUGCGGCACAAUGUAUAGCUACUUGUAAUGGGCUGCCACGCAGUAAGUCGUUUUCAUGAAAACAUUGAAGAUCUGGUAACAUUGGUGGGUAAUUAACCACCCUAGGUGUAAUCAGGAAAUGCAGCCUGCUAAAAGGCACGUGACAGAUAGCAGCAGAAAGAAAGCACUCCUGUUAAUUAACUCCAUUCAGACACUAGGUUAAUCCUCUUACACAGACAGCUUUCUCCCACGUUACCUUGUUAGGAUAAUUAGACAUUUAUCAUACAGGCCAUGUAUCAGAUGUGAC
Molecule: messenger RNA, 3089 nt
Organism: Pelobates fuscus (common spadefoot toad)
Lineage: Eukaryota; Metazoa; Chordata; Amphibia; Anura; Pelobatidae
Product: heme-binding protein 1-like
Exons: 5
Coding region: 777-1598 (273 amino acids)
Molecular function (GO): heme binding
Source: RefSeq, a predicted model, not a curated record